Pomacea canaliculata is the source of this 3133-nucleotide messenger RNA. RefSeq names its product receptor expression-enhancing protein 5-like. NCBI's taxonomy places the organism in Eukaryota, Metazoa, Mollusca, Gastropoda, Architaenioglossa, Ampullariidae. The transcript is spliced from 5 exons. The record is from RefSeq and is a predicted model, not a curated record. Bases 67 to 645 code for a protein of 192 amino acids.
CACGAUCGCGCCCAGCGGAACGUAGCGCCACCUGUACAAGCGAGGUAAAUCUGUCACGCACGGACAAUGGCGGCUGUUAAACAGAACAUCGAGAAUUGGAAAAACAAGUUUGAUAAGCUGCUGCAUGAAAAGAAUGCAGUAAAUGAUGUAUUCGAAAAACUGGAAUCAAAAACAGGCGUGCAGAGGCUUUACAUUGCUCUCGGUUUCAUUGGAAUUGUGGCUCUGUAUUUGAUGGUGGGCUAUGGUGCUCAGUUCCUCUGCAAUUUCAUCGGUUUUCUUUAUCCUGCUUACGCAUCGGUAAAGGCCAUUGAAAGUAAACAGAAGGAUGAUGACACUAAAUGGCUGACUUACUGGGUAACCUACAGUGCAUUUAGCCUGGUGGAAUUCUUUGCAGAUAUUUUUCUCUUUUGGAUUCCAUUCUAUUGGCUGCUGAAGUGCGUUUUCCUUGUCUGGUGCUUUGCACCUACAGAGUGGAAUGGUUCCCAUGUGAUCUAUUACCGUUUCAUCCGUCCUUUCAUCUUACGUCAUCAAGACAAAAUAGAUAAGAAGCUUGAUGAAGCCAAGGGCAUCAUCAAAGAAGCUCAAGACCUGGCUGAGGAGACCAUUGCAGAGGAAGCCGUUCGCCAUGCAACCAAGAUGGACUGAAGGUAGAACCAUUUGGACUGGCCAAAGCUGACAGGCUAUGCCACAUGACUGUUAACACCUUAGAUCUGUUCUUUCUUGAUUGUUUAAACUUUCUUUAGGUCAUGUUGAUAUCUAAAUGUCUGUGCACAAAAAAUAGCAGCUCAACUUUCAACCAAAUUAUUUUAUAUAACAUUGUGCGUGUUCCAUGAACAGUGGCUUUUUGUGGUUUCCAGAAUAUUCAUUAAAUCACCCAGUUUUUUGAAAACAAACAAGAAUGAAAGAGUUAAGAAAGACCAAAGAGUGGAGAACUAACAAAAGAAAAUCUGAUUUCAGAGAGCUGUUAACAAAGCAAAUGUGGAUGUUACUCCUUUCCCUCCACCCCAUAUGUAUCCCCACCAACACAGCUGCACGCAUGCAUGUGUGUGUGCAUGUGCGUGCGCAUGUAUGAGUGUGCAUACUUGUGUGCAUGUGCCCACCUUUAUAUAUGUAUUAAUGAUUUUCUUUAGGCACCUAUAAUUUUUAUGAUGAAUAGAGGUGUUGAGAGUUAAGAAACUAUUUUGAUGUAAUAUUAAUAUUUAUAAUGCCUCUGUGAAAUUUCUUUAUUGCUUAUUUCGACAAUAUGCAUACAAAAUAAAAUGAUGUGGGAGAAUAUUGGUGUGUAAACUAAUACUAAAUGUAGUGCUUGACAGUUGGUGAUCCACUUUUCCUUCUGUGAUAGGCGGAACAUUGUUUAGGCCCCAGCUAUCUUUUACUCACUUGUGCUAUUGGUGGAGGGGCAUUCUUGAGCAUUUUCUACUUUAGAAUCUUCAUCUUGGAUGUUUCUUACUUCAUAUACAGCUUGUAAUGUACCUUUAUUUGGAGAUUUGCUUUCAAAUCAUGUUUAUUGGACACUUUCACUUUUAAUAGCAGUCUUUGUACAAAGAGCUUCUUGGUGUUUUUAGAUGUUUUCUUAAAGACAGAAAGUUGCUCAUUUAUUGUAACUAGAUAAAGUUAAGUGUAAAUGGUUAGUAGACAUUUUAGUACUGUUAAAAAAUUAACAGAUUUAAUAAAAAUAGAACUAAGAAUUCUCAAGUAAUUGUUCAGGUUAUAAAAUAAACUUUUUUAAGUUUUUAAUAUAACACUUCAGGUUUAUGUUUCCUGAAGAAGAUACAUCCAAGCACUCAGACAGUCUCGCCUCUAAUGAUGGUGCUUAAGAUUGGUCUUAAUGUCACUAAAGUUUUUCGUCUUAUUGAUAUGAAGUCUUAUCCUGUUGUUUGUAGUGACUCAAAGUUCAGAUUAAACUACCUCUUUGAACUUGCCUUCUGUUGCACAUAUAGAAAACUUAGCAGCUAUUUUAUGGUCAUUGCUCGCUGAAAGAAGAAAAGAGUUUCGUUUCAUCCAAGCCAUUUAUCUUCUAACUGCACAUUCCCUUGAUAACUCUACCUUCUCUUUAAUUUCAUUUCUUCAUUACUUUCUUGUCCACUGUGCUUCAGGAUAGCUCUGGUAUUGCUGUAUUUUUGUAUGUACUGUUUUUCCAGAAUGUGCAAUAUUCUUGAAGUUUUUUCUUUCUUGUGGGUUUUGGUUUUUUUUUUAAAAAUUAUUUAACUUGUUUUGUAAAUACUAAACAUAAUUACUUAACUGAAAUUCUCUUUAUCUACUUUCCUGAAAAUUGUUAAUCUGCUGAUAUGAUCUUUACGCUCUUUAAUGAAAGUGUAUUCAAAGUGUCUUAUUAGAAAGGGUUAGCUUGAGAUUGAGUUGUAGAUACAUACACAUUUAUAUAUAAAUUUGGACACUUCUGAUAUGUUAAAAGCAAUCAGAACUAUGCAUGAGAUAUCUCACUGUAAAUAUAAGCUGAUUUCCAGUGCAAGCAAUUUAAAACAUAAAAAAACAAUGGUUUUCUAAGUUAUGACUUACCAGAAUGAUGUAAUUCUAGUUAUGAAGGCAAUGUAAUCAGAUUCAGAGAGGUUUAUAUAAGACUAAGAGACUGCCUUUCCCAAACAGUUUAAAAGAUAAAACUUCAGAAAAAAUAUGUCGGCAAUUUUGAAAUCUGGAAAGAUGUUUGAAAUUUAUGUUAGUUCUAGUUGCAUGUAGCAUGAACCACAUUCAAAUAAAUCCUUCAUGAUCAGGCUUCUAAAGGUACUGUACUUCAGGCUUUUUGAGACUUCGUUUUUUUUUUAAAUAAUUUUUUUAUUAGUGUUAUAUAAUUUCAUUGGCUGUAUGUAGCAAUUUUUUUCCCAUGCAGUAAAAUAGGUUUCUGUUAGAUAAAAGAAAAACUACAUAUCAGUCAGUGUUAUUUAACUUUUAUGAAUACUUCUGUUCAUUAGAGAUGGCUCAGCUGUUAACUUUCUUUCACUCUAUAUUUUCCCCUUCUCACCCUCAUAUGAACCUGUAUUCAAAUUUCUUUAUGCUUUGUGUAACACAUAUCUGAAAUUGUUGCAGUUUAUGCAUGUCUUCUAGAUGUUUUGUAUUGAAAUUUGAUAUGUGUAACACAUUGCACUGGCUGUCAUUAAAGGAUUCCUUUUGAAAAAAA